AUUCAUUUUCACUCACCACUGCUUUUCUACUGUUUUGUCUGCCUUUUCCCUUAACCAGAGAAAAUCUGUUAAGAAUAUAAAAAAGACAGUAUAACUUUACAAUGGUUUCUAAUUGUGGGUAACCCUGCAUCUGGAAAUGGCUGGAGUUUAUGCAACUGAAGCUAUUAAACAACUGCAGUUACAAGUAUGGCACGUUACAGGUACAUAUAGCUGUUAACAAAUACAGUGUUGGGAUAUUUAUUUAUUUAUGGUUUUUAUCAAUUGCCAAUCGCAUACAGCACUAUACUUCUUUUGGACAUUAUCACUACACAAUGCACUUUUUUCACACGAGAAAACCACAAUUCACAAGUUCGAGAAGGACCUCAUUAUUUGAUAGGGUCUUGCUGGAUAAAAUCAAUCCCAUACAAAAAUUAAGAAUGUUUAGAGGUUAAAAGUUAUUUCUGUUAAUUAAUUUUAAGAUAAUUAAUUUUUUUUUCUAUCUCAUCAACAGAUAUCAACAUGGAGAAUAACACAACAAACACCAAGGAGAAAAGCACUGGCGAAAUAAAAGAUAAUCCUGCAGUAAAGAAGAAAGUGGACUGGUCUCGUAGCCUUAUUGUUGCUUCUGUGGCUGGAGCCUUUGGAUCAUCCUUUCUGUAUGGUUACAAUCUUUCUGUAGUGAAUGCUCCAGCCGUGUUCAUCAAGAAAUUUUACAAUGAAACUUGGGAAAGAAGAUAUAACCAGUCAAUGACAGAACAAUCAGUUACCUUGUUCUGGACUAUAUCUGUUUCCAUUUUUGCUAUCGGUGGACUUGUGGGAGCCUUAAUUGUUACCCCAACUGUCAAGUAUUUUGGGCGAAAACGAACGCUGCUGCUAAACAAUAUAUUCGCCAUUGUGGCUGCAUUGUUGAUGGCAUUCUCUCAUCUGGCAGGUUUCAUGGAAAUGAUGAUUGUAGGUCGAUUCAUAAUGGGCAUUGAUGGAGGUGUAUCUCUGAGUGCCCUUCCAAUGUAUUUGAGUGAAAUAUCUCCUAAACAGAUCCGUGGCUCCUUAGGGCAAAUUACAGCGAUCUUCAUCUGUGUUGGUGUCUUCACUGGACAGGUUUUGGGGCUACCUGAAAUAUUUGGGAAGGAAUCCCUGUGGCCCUACUUAUUUGGAAUGAUUAUUGCCCCAUCAGUCCUCCAGCUUGUGGUCUUGCCCUUUCUCCCAGAAAGUCCUCGCUUUCUUUUGCUUGAAAAACAUGACCCAAAAGCAGCAGAAAAAGCAUUUCAGACCUUCCUUGGGAAAUCUGAUGUGUCAUAUGAAAUAGAAGAGGUUUUGGAAGAAAGUCGACUGCAGAGAAAUAUCCAAGUAGCUUCCAUCUUUCAGCUGCUGUGUGAUAGCAGCAAGCGAUGGCAGAUACUGACUGUAGUUGUAACCAUGGCCUGCUACCAGCUCUGUGGCCUCAAUGCUAUUUGGUUCUACACAAAUGACAUUUUCAAAGGAGCUGGACUAAGUCCAGAAAUGAUCCCCUAUAUCACCUUAAGCACGGGAGCUGUUGAGAUUUUGGCUGCUGUUUCUUCAGGCUUGGUGAUAGAACGGGUUGGACGCAGACCUCUUCUGAUUGGAGGAUUUGGCUUGAUGGUUCUCUUCUUCAUAAUACUUACUGUGUGCAUGACUCUACAGGAUCAGGCUAUUUGGCUUCGAUACCUCAGCAUAGUCUGCAUUCUUGCAAUAAUUGCAUCAUUUUGCAUUGGACCAGGUGGGAUCCCAUUUGUCCUAACCGGGGAGUUCUUCCAACAGUCUCAAAGGCCAGCUGCAUUUAUGAUUGCUGGAAUAAUCAACUGGCUCUCCAACUUUAUAGUUGGGCUUGUUUUCCCUUUCAUUCAGGAAGGUUUGCAGUCCUACUGUUUCCUUGUGUUUGCUGCUGUCUGUACUGCUGGAGCCAUUUACCUUUUUUUCAUCUUACCCGAGACCAAAAACAAGACUCUUGCUGAAAUCAACCAGGCAUUUACCAAGAAAAAAAUUCCACUGGAAACUCGUGAAAUGGAUCAAUUUGAAGCCCAGAAAAAACCGCACGGAGAGCAAGAACACAAUUUUUCUUCUACACUAGAGAAUGGAGAAGUCAAAAAUCGAAUUGUCUAAAAUCCAAUUUUUAAAAUGUUUUUUCCAUCAUAUAAUUUGAUAUUGUUAUCAUCAGUGUGGUUGCAAGGGAAACUGUUGGGACUGAAUUUGACCAGGGUGGGUAUAUUAUAAGAUGAACAGUGACAUAUAAUUCUAGCCCUCAGAUAUGCUGCUCAAUGAUUUAUUUUUAUAUUUUUGCAAAUUUCAAAUGGAUCAUUACUCGAGGUGGAUAAGGAGGAAAUGGUCUGGCCAAUUCAGCAUUUCAAAGGGGAUUUUGAAACCAUAUAUUGUCUGGUAGGAAUGCCAUCUCACUUCCACAAUGCCCCACACUCAUAUUUUCUUGGAGUUUAUCACUGAAAUCCUUCAUUACUCCUAUGGCUGGGCUUGCUAUCCCAGCCCAAUCGACUUUCUACUUUUGGAGCAAGAAAAGACCGGAUUUCCCUCUUCACCCAAAACUUGGCUUUCUUCAUCUCAUUGGGGUUCACGGGAGAAACCUUGUCUGUAACCAACAACUUUGUAUGUUGCAAGCAAUCCAGUUCAAGGAAGAACGUGCCUUUUGAACAGACCUAUCCAGUGGGUUGGACCACUGUAACUCUCACAGAAGAUGCUUUGCAUUUCUGGAACCCUGACUGCCAUGUGCUUCUAUUGUGAGCAAAGUGACUUAUUCUGAGCUGAUGCUGCACAAACGGAUGAAGAACUCUUUAUAUCCUUGGAUUUUAGUUUUCCAGGAAUUUAAGGAGGAACUAUUCAACACCGCAUGAAUCAUAUAUAGUACAGAUUUCUCAGAUUCAAAGUUCAUCUGCAAGAAUUUUUUUUAAAAAAAUCUCAGGGUUUACCAGAUUUUUAUCCAUUCCUCUUCAAAUUAAAUCAGGUCAAAUGAAAUGAAAUCAACUAUGUUUUAGGAAUUUAUUUAUUU
This is a messenger RNA of Anolis carolinensis (green anole), 2995 nucleotides long. RefSeq names its product solute carrier family 2 member 9 (gene slc2a9). Gene Ontology annotation, cellular component: plasma membrane. Lineage: Eukaryota; Metazoa; Chordata; Lepidosauria; Squamata; Anolidae. The record is from RefSeq and is a predicted model, not a curated record. Gene Ontology annotation, molecular function: hexose transmembrane transporter activity. Bases 499 to 2100 code for a protein of 533 amino acids. The transcript has 12 exons. Gene Ontology annotation, biological process: monosaccharide transmembrane transport.